Fundulus heteroclitus (mummichog) is the source of this 2078-nucleotide messenger RNA. It is a transcript of the gene wsb1, whose product is annotated as WD repeat and SOCS box containing 1. The record is from RefSeq and is a predicted model, not a curated record. Lineage: Eukaryota; Metazoa; Chordata; Actinopteri; Cyprinodontiformes; Fundulidae. The transcript has 9 exons. Bases 285 to 1568 code for a protein of 427 amino acids. Gene Ontology annotation, biological process: intracellular signal transduction. Gene Ontology annotation, molecular function: protein binding.
AUAUAUUUAUGGCAUCUUGUGUGGGAAGUUUUCCAAAUCUUAUUUAUCUGUUAAACUAAACAGAGAAGCAUAAUAUACCUCAGCCCAAACGGGGUCUCUGGUGUUUCCGAGGAGGACUAUAUUCUUCCGCUCAGCGCGCUUCACUGGCGGAAGGAUUCAGUAAAAUUGUGUGGCCGUGAAGAAAAGGCGUACUACUCAGUUUCCUACCAGUUGUGUCUCUUUUGAAGUCUCUUCUUAUUAUCUUUCUUGUUCCGUUUUUUUUAUCGGUCGGUGCCCUUAUUUAGAUGGCCAGCUUCCCAGAUUGUGUAAACGAAAAUGAUCUAGACAAGGCUAAGUUCAUUGGUGAACUCCUGGUCCCUGUUGCUCCCUUUGACCAGAAGUCUGGGCGUGAGGCCUGGACAGUAGCCUUUGCACCAAAUGGUUCCUACUUUGCUUGGUCUCAGGGACAUCGCAUCGUCAGACUCAUCCCCUGGACUAAAUGCUUGAGGAGCUUUUCAGUGAGUGGUGGUGAAGAAGGUACCAAUCCAACAAGUCCCAGGCAUUUGUCCUGUCAAAGUAGUGAUGGAAGCCUCGCUAUCCCACUAGCCGAUGAGCCCCGUGAACACACAAUAGACUGUGGCGACAUAGUGUGGGGCCUGGCCUUUGGUUCCUCUGUGCCAGAAAAACAGAGCCGCUGUGUCAACAUUGAGUGGCACCGGUUCAAGUUUGGCCAGGACCAGUUACUGCUGGCAACAGGUCUCAACAAUGGCCGCAUUAAGAUCUGGGACGUUUACUCUGGAAAACUGCUGUUGAAUCUCAUGGACCAUACUGACGUUGUGCGAGAUUUGACAUUCGCACCUGAUGGCAGCCUCAUGUUGGUGUCCGCAUCCAGAGAUAAGACCCUGCGUGUGUGGGACCUUAAAGAUGAUGGUAACAUGGUGAAGGUUUUGCGUGGACAUCAGAACUGGGUUUACUGCAGCUCCUUCUCUCCCGACUCGUCCAUCCUGUGCUCAGUUGGUGCAGGCAAAGCAGUGUUCCUAUGGAACAUGGAGAAGUACACGUUGAUCCGGAAGCUAGAGGGCCACCACAAUGAUGUGGUGUCCUGUGACUUUUCACCUGAUGGCGCCCUCUUGGCCACGGCUUCCUAUGACACCCGAGUCAUUGUAUGGGACCAUCACAAAGCCACAAUCCUCCUGGAGCUGGGCCACCUCUUCCCCCCUCCAUCACCCAUUUUUGCUGGAGGGGCAAAUGACCGCUGGGUUCGCUCUGUGAGCUUCUGCCCUGAUGGCCGCCACAUUGCCAGUAUUACUGAUGACAGGUUCGUUCGUUUCUGGAGUAUUGAAGAAAGGGCUCCUCAGGCUAUAGCCUCCUUAUCUAAUGGCCUAUGCUGUGCAUUUUCUGCUGAAGGAAGUGUCCUUGCUGCUGGGACUCGUGAUGGAAGUGUACACUUCUGGGAGUGUCCUGGCAGUAUUGCCAAUCUGCAGCACAUGUGCAGGAUGGCCAUCCGCAGGGUGUUGACCACCCAGCAGGUGGAAGCUUUGGCCAUCCCUACACCACUCCAAGACUAUCUGACCUACAGAGUCAUCUGAGUGUGUGCGCGGGCUGGCUCACAUGCACUUCUCACAGCCGCAGCAUGCUGAAAAACCAAUGAAUACCUUAUUUAAAACAAAAAAAAAACCCACAAAACUUCUUCUAGAUCAAUGGCUGACCGACGAGCAAACUCACUGAUGCAGUUUGAAAGACAUGAGUUCAGGUUUGCUGGAAACUCUUAAGCCGUGUCAAUUCUUCAGCAUUUGACUUUGUACAUAUCUGAUUACUGUACUACUGUAAGGUCAGGAUUAUUCUGGGUUCCCCCGUCUCUUCACUAUCUGUGUGCUUCUUGGAAAAGUGGAGGUCCAGUUGUACGAGCGUCAGUGACUCACCUGUUGCUCCAACUUGAAAUGGCUGUUGCACUUAAGGAAGGGGUCUUGUAGUGGUGCUUGAUUUAAAGGUCUUGUUUCUUUAUGUUUUGUUGGUCUGCUGCGUGUGGCCGAAGGGGAUAUUAGAGGUCUGUCCUGGCCACACACUGCAAGAAGGGAACUAGAAUUAAGUAAAAAAAA